Messenger RNA from Aegilops tauschii subsp. strangulata, 933 nucleotides. RefSeq names its product expansin-A15-like. Gene Ontology annotation, cellular component: extracellular region. The record is from RefSeq and is a predicted model, not a curated record. Lineage: Eukaryota; Viridiplantae; Streptophyta; Magnoliopsida; Poales; Poaceae. Gene Ontology annotation, biological process: plant-type cell wall organization.
UUGGAGUUGGGAUUACCUUUCACGUUUCACCGAUCACACCGGCGGACCGGCCAUCACUCUCACCGACGAUCUUGAGAAACGGAGAUGCUGAGUAGUAAACCAUGGAGCUUUAUGCUGCUCGCCGUCGUCGUCGCCGCGGCGUCGGGCUUCGUGGCGGCGGAGGCGACGGGCUGGUCGAAAGGCUCGGCCACGUUCUACGGCGGCAGCGACGCCUCCGGCACCAUGGGUGGCGCGUGCGGGUACGGCAACCUGUACUGGACGGGAUACGGGACGGGCACGGCGGCGCUGAGCGAGGCGCUGUUCGGCGAUGGCGCGUCGUGCGGGCAGUGCUACCGGGUGAUGUGCGACCACGAGUCCGAGUCGCAAUGGUGCCUGCCGGGGAAGUCGGUGACCGUCACGGCCACCAACCUGUGCCCGCCCAACUACGCCCUCGCCGGCGGCGACGGCGGCUGGUGCAACCCGCCGCGCGCGCACUUCGACAUGGCCCAGCCCGCCUGGCUCCACAUCGGCAUCUACAAGGGCGGCGUCGUGCCGGUGCUCUACCAAAGGGUAGCGUGCGUGAAGCGGGGAGGGGUGCGGUUCACCAUGGGAGGGUUCGAGCACUUCCAGCUGGUGCUCAUCUCGAACGUGGCCGGGACAGGGGACGUCAAGGCGGUGUGGGUGAAGGGGACGGCCACGGAGAGGAUGCCGAUGAGCCGGAAUUGGGGCGCCAACUGGCAGUCGCUGGCGGCGCUCGCCGGCCAGGCGCUCACCUUCGGGGUCACCGACACCGGCGGCCAGACCGUCGUCUUCCCGAACGUCGUGCCGGCGUGGUGGAGCUUCGGCCAGGCCUUCACCUCCAGCCUUCAGUUCUCCUACUGACUCGUCCGUCGUACAUUCAGCGGUCGGACGCGAGAUCGACUUCCCUGGUUUGCUUGGAGGCUCGGUUUUCAU